This is a messenger RNA of Gasterosteus aculeatus aculeatus (three-spined stickleback), 4507 nucleotides long. RefSeq names its product sperm antigen with calponin homology and coiled-coil domains 1 (gene specc1). NCBI's taxonomy places the organism in Eukaryota, Metazoa, Chordata, Actinopteri, Perciformes, Gasterosteidae. Gene Ontology annotation, molecular function: protein binding. The record is from RefSeq and is a predicted model, not a curated record.
AAUAAACGGGAGGACUGCGGCGCACGAGGCGCGAUGACGCGGCGGCGCUCCAGAUACUCGUCCCCGGUUCUUCUGUUUACUUGUUAACGUCGUCGGGGGUGAAGUCGUGAGUUCAACAGGAGCCGUCGCUCGGUGUAGUUCGCUGAAGCAUAGCCAUGAUGAAAUCGGGCGCCACGAGGGUGGGGCUGCCCAAGCCGGGACUCCAGGAGCGGACGAAGCAAGUCUCCGUGGCUCCGUCUUCCUCCAGCACCACCUCCACAGCCAUGAAGACUUCCAGAUCCUCCAGCACGCUGGCCUCAGACCAGCGCCACAGCAGGCUGAAAAGAGCCAGCAGCGACGAUGCCUUAACAAAGCCUGCUCCCGGAGCCGCGGCCUCGGGCUCCCGGAUGAAGAAGACUGUGACCACUGGAGCCAUCUCCGAUCUCGCAGAGGCCCGCCCUCGCAGCCUGUCUGGUGUACAUGCAGCCAAGAAGUCUGGUAUCCCGGCUCCUCGAGAGAUCCCUGUAUCCAUAACGAGAGACCGCAUCUCUCUGAGGGACCAGCUUCGGAGCUCCACCACUAAGAAGAUGGUCUCGAGUGCCAGCACCUCCAGCCUUUCCACCCUGGCAAAGCCGACACGCAGUUCAACCAAGUCCCGGGGAGAUGCAGAGGGCCAGGAGAGGGGCCUUCUGGAGAGCCAGGUGAAAGAGCUGCUGGCUGAGGCGAAGUCCAAAGACUUGGAGAUCAGUAAUCUCAGGACGGAGUUGAAGUGUUGCAAAGGCAAAGCCUCCAACUCUGUUUCGUGGGAAAAGCCCGCUGAAGUUGGAGAGCAGGGACAGGCGGCGGAGGGCCUGGCACUGGUUGGGGAGCUGAGAGAGAAGAACGGGAAGUUUCAGAGAGAGCUGGCGGCACUUCGGGAGGAAAACCAGGCACUGAAGCAAAAGCUGCUCUGCUUGGAGGCCUCCCCUCUCUCCAGUACAAACUCAAGCAGCCCUUCCAAGCCUUUGGUGAAUGGCCUGCACUCAGAAUCCAACUCAACGCCGCAGGACAGUCUUCCGUGUGCUGCCAGACCUCUCAAACCCUCCGUCUCUUCCAGCUCUGACAUCACCAAGGACUCCCCAUCACCCGACUCCUCAGAGUUUGAGAAGAUCCCAUCUUGUUCAGAGUCUGUGUGCAGCGGUGUCAGUGAAGAAGUCGUUGCAGUAACCAAUGCGGGGGGGGCGCACGCGUCAGUGGAGAGCCUGAAGGAAAAGAUUAACAAGAUGGAGGAGAGCCACCACAGUAUGGCCGAGGAGCUGCAGGCGACUCUGCAGGAGCUGGCCGACCAGCAGCAAGUGGUGCAGGAGCUGACGGCUGAGAACGAGCGCCUGGCCGAGGAGAAGCGCCUCCUGCAGACCUCCCUUCAACAGCAGAGGGAGCGCCUGGAGAUGCUGGCCCAGAAGAACGAGGCGCUUGCUGGUCGACUGCAGGAGCAGGCGCAGGCUCAGGUCCAAAGGGACGAGGAGCUGGGAAGUCAAGGGCCUCGGCUGGCUGAGCUGGAGCAAAGGUAUGCCGAGCAGGUUGAGAGCUCGCGCUUCGAGCGGGAAAAGCUGGUGGACAUCCAGCAGCAGCUGACGGGCAGCUUACGGGCUCUGGAGGAGGAGAACCAGGAGGCCCAGGGCCAGGCGCGCUGCCUCAGAGAGGAGGUGGGCAGGCUGCAGGCCCAGCUGGACAAAGCGUUGGAGGCCGGAGGUCAGUCAGCAAAGGCUGCCAAGGAGCACAGAGCGGCAGCAGAUGGUCUCAGGCUGGAAAACGGCAGGCUGAAGGUGCAGGUGGACAUGGAGAGGCAAAAGGUUGGUGAGCUGAAGGCCAUGCAGAGCGCCAGUGACGGCACUGAGGUGCAGAAUUUGCUGAAAACUGCGCACGCUGAGAGAGACCGGCUGGAGGUGGAGCUGACGGAGCUCAGGCAGGAGCUGCUACAGGCCCAGGCCGACACUGAGCAAGUGCGCUCCACCAUGUCCAAGGUGGAGACCAAAUGCCAUCAGCUGCAGGAGCGGGCUGAGAUGAGGGAGCAGGAGCUCAGCAGCCGGGUGUCUUCGGUAGAGGAGGCCGGGAUCCAGGCUGAGAACCAGGUGAAGGAGCUGAAGGAGACCAUUUUUGAGCUGGAGGACCAGGUGGAGCAGCAGAGGGCCGUCAACUGCCACACCAACCAAGCCGUCCUGGACAUGGAGAAUCUCGUCAAAAAGCUGGAGGAGCAGAAAGGCGAAGCAGACCGACAACUGAAAGUCUUGAGCAGGCAGAUAAAGGACGAAAAAGAAGAGUGGCGUAGGUUCCAGGCAGACCUCCAGACGGCAGUGGUGGUGGCAAAUGACAUCAAGGUGGAGGCCCAGCAGGAGCUGCGUAUGCUCCGGAGGCAGCUGCAGGAGGAACAGGAUCGCAGUGCAAAGCUCUCUACGGACCUCGAAGCACUGCAGGGUGUCAGGUCCCACGGUAACGAGGUGAUGGUGUCCGACACCUACAGCCAGUGGAGCGGCACCUGCAUGACCCCGACCACACCCUCCGACGCCAGCGGAGAUGCCGACUCGGAGCCUGGAGCUACUGUCAAAUCCCUCAUUAAGUCCUUUGAUACUGUUGUCCAGAAUGGACCAGCCCUCACCGUUCAGAUGCAUUCCUCUCCCAGGAGCCCGCUGAGUGGGAUCCCUGUUCGCUCUGCGCCUGCUGCUGCGGUCUCUCCUGUCCAGAGACACACGAACAUAAAGCCACUCUCCAAGUCAUUAGAAAAAAGAAUCCACCACGGAGAAUUCCCUCUUCGUCACGAGAAGUUGUCGGGCUUCGGGGACAACCUGAAACCAAAUAGCCUGAUGAGGAAGAGCCCUUCUCUCGAGUCUGUAAUCAAACCCCUCGCCUCCCUCCGCAGCCGCACAGCAUCCUUCAGCUGCAACCGAGGCAACAGCAAACUCAGUGUGGAAAGAAAGGACCCCUUGGCUGCACUGGCGCGGGAGUACGGAGGAUCUAAGAGAAACGCUCUACUGAAGUGGUGCCAGAAGAAAACAGAGGGCUAUCCGGAUAUCGAUGUGACCAACUUCAGCAGCAGUUGGAGUGACGGCUUGGCGUUCUGUGCUCUCUUGCACACAUAUCUGCCUGCCCACAUCCCUUACCAAGAGCUCAUGAGUCGAGAUAAGGGCCGGAAUCUGACCCUUGCUUUCCAGGCGGCCGAGAGCAUCGGGAUCAAAACCCCUCUGGACAUGGAGGAGCUGAUAAAGACGGACAGGCCAGACUGGCAGAGCGUCAUGCUGUACGUCUCCCAGAUCUACAAGUAUUUUGAGACCUGAGCGAGGAGCCGGAGGCCGAGGAAUCGAGGUCACUGCAGCACUUUGAGGUGCGGCGUCGGUCAGUACUGCGAUGACCUUCCAGACGACCGAACGCUGCCACGUGAACACUUUUCCUGCUCACUGCUCCACUUCAGGGACAUAUGAACACUCUCUGUGUGUAGAGGUUCAAAAAGUCACAGAAACACUCAUGACAUUUCUUAACGGGACACUACGGUGAGGGCUGAGGCCCAAAUUGAUAAAGACUGCAGCAGGGAAACACGUUGACUUUUUACCAGCCGUAAAGUGGCCAUUGAGCAUCUGAUUCUCAAAGAAAUGAGAGCACACGAACACAUUAUGCUGAAAAAUACUUGUCGCGCCUUGUGGCAGUUGACGGAAUGACUUGAUUUUAUUUCUAAUCUCCCUCUAUUGACAAAAAUACAUACAGUAACAGUCAAAGGUUUGGACACAAGUUCUUAUUAAACCAAACUCCUAGAGUCCAAACUAGAGUCCAAACUUGUAGGCUGCUGUAGUGACUUUUGUCCAGAGAAAAGGUAUUUUUCCAGUAUUUUUCAACAUGUGCCAAAUGUUCCUCCAAUAAGCACCUCGCUGAAGAGCGUUUGCAUGGCGAAAGGUGCACCGUAACCUCCAGUCACUUUCCCUGAGCAACAUGCAAAAAACAGUUGGGUUCCAUUUGCUGAAAUGUCGCUUUAAAUAAUUAGUCUCAUUUCUCAUACUGAGUGAUUGUUGUGAGCUACAGUGUUUGGAGCUGUACUUUGCAGAGUAUUUUGAGCUGAAGGGUUUGAGUAGAACUGAAUUUAUAUUUUUCACCUUUAAUUGUGUGCAUUAAUAAGAAUAGAAACUAAGCAGAUCUGAGAUGUCAUCUUGUGGAACUUACAUACGAUUCAAGGACAGGCAGAAUCAACCUGUUUUCUUCACAUUUUCAAUGAAAACUGUCUAAAUAAUGGUACUAUAGCUACUUUGCAAAAUAUUUGGCAUUGUCAUGUUUAAUUAUGAAGGAGAUGACUGAUCACAUGUCAGGAAAGAGACACACGUUCUAUGUGAUGAUUUAGACUGGCCUCUAUUUGCAAAUGCCCUUGUGUUUGGGAAGAUAAACGUGGUGUUUAUUUAUUACAAUAAUUUCACCCUGAAAAUGAACCGUGUGCAGUUUUCUAUGUGCGGCUUUCAGAUUUGAAGGCCUAGUGGAUGGACAAUAAAAGCUGGUCAAGUUUUAUAUUCAA